Mesocricetus auratus (golden hamster) is the source of this 1443-nucleotide messenger RNA. RefSeq names its product UV excision repair protein RAD23 homolog A. The coding region runs from base 82 to 1185 and encodes 367 amino acids. The transcript is spliced from 2 exons. Lineage: Eukaryota; Metazoa; Chordata; Mammalia; Rodentia; Cricetidae. Gene Ontology annotation, biological process: nucleotide-excision repair; proteasome-mediated ubiquitin-dependent protein catabolic process. Gene Ontology annotation, molecular function: proteasome binding; ubiquitin binding; polyubiquitin modification-dependent protein binding. Gene Ontology annotation, cellular component: cytosol; nucleoplasm. The record is from RefSeq and is a predicted model, not a curated record.
CAGCUGGACGCUAAGAUGGCGGCGGCGUGAGUUGCAUGUUGUACGAGGAUCCCGGGGCUGCCGCAUUGCUCCGGCCCCGCCAUGGCCAUCACCAUCACGCUUAAAACGUUGCAGCAACAGACCUUCAAGAUACGCAUGGAGCCUGAGGAGACGGUGAAGGUCCUGAAGGAGAAGAUAGAGGCCGAGAAGGGAGGGGAUGCUUUCCCUGUGGCUGGACAGAAACUCAUCUAUGCCGGCAAGAUUUUGAGUGAUGAUGUCCCCAUCAAGGAAUACCAUAUAGAUGAGAAGAACUUUGUGGUUGUCAUGGUGACCAAGGCCAAGGCUGGUCAGAGUACCCCAGCACCCCCAGAGGUCUCACCCACUGCUGUCCCAGAGUCCUCCACACCCUUCCCUCCAGCUCCAGCAUCAGGCAUGUCCCAUCCCCCACCUACCAGCAGAGAGGACAAGAGCCCAUCAGAGGAAUCAGCUACUGCAACAUCUCCAGAAUCCAUCUCUGGCUCUGUUCCCUCUUCAGGUAGCAGCGGGCGAGAGGAAGACGCAGCUUCCACAUUAGUGACUGGCUCUGAGUACGAGACGAUGCUGACUGAGAUCAUGUCCAUGGGCUACGAGCGGGAGCGGGUUGUGGCCGCCUUGAGGGCCAGCUACAACAACCCCCACAGAGCUGUGGAGUACUUGCUCACGGGAAUUCCUGGGAGUCCCGAGCCGGAACAUGGUUCUGUUCAGGAGAGCCAGGUACCAGAACAGCCGGCCAUGGAAGCAGCAGGGGAAAACCCCCUGGAGUUCCUGCGGGACCAGCCCCAGUUCCAGAACAUGCGGCAAGUGAUUCAGCAGAACCCAGCCCUGCUCCCUGCACUGCUCCAGCAGCUGGGCCAGGAGAACCCUCAGCUCUUGCAGCAAAUUAGCCGACAUCAGGAGCAGUUCAUCCAGAUGUUGAAUGAGCCCCCUGGGGAGCUGGCAGACAUCUCUGAUGUGGAGGGGGAGGUUGGCGCCAUAGGUGAGGAGGCCCCACAGAUGAAUUAUAUCCAGGUGACGCCGCAGGAGAAGGAAGCUAUAGAAAGGCUGAAGAGCCCAGCCUGCUCAAAGUUGCUGGCAAGACCAGGAGGUGACAGAUGGGCCCCUCUUGGCCUCUGUCCCAGCUCCCUGCAGCCAGAUGGAGAGGCGCCUGCCUGCUUCCCCAUCCCCUGAAGCAUCCCCAAGGACAGCCCACCUCCCUCCUCCAUGACGAGGGGAAGCUGGAGCCCUAAACUCUUAUCCUCUAUUGGAGUGGCCCAAAUCUUUCCAUCUGGAGCGAGUUCAUUAGAAGCCCAAGGCUUUCUCCCCAGUCUGGCUUUGGCCUCCAGCCUGGAGAAGGAGGUAACAUGAGUUCCCAAGGCCAAGGCCACGCCUGCCCCAGGACGGAACCACAUCUCUGAUAAAGGUUUUUAAGUGAAUAAAGUUUAAAAA